UCUGUGAAAUGGUUCCUUUUCCACCCAGAGAUCUUUGGUUUCUCUUUUUCUUCCCCUGACCAUGAUGAUCUGCAUAUUUCACACAGAUUAUAAUGGACAAUCUGUAAGUUAUAGUAGAGAGAGAAAUACAGACAAUUGGUGGGCAUCUCCAUUAUGCAACAGCAUAAACAUCUCAUGUUCCAAACACAUCUUGUACCCUGUGCUGAGAAUCAGUAGAUGUUUGAACUUCUGAAUGUCCCAGACACCAUAAUACCAUGGACAAUCUAAGGAGUGAAACGCUCACAGAAGGCUCCAUAUGAGGAACCUCAGACAUAAUAUGUGUUCAAACUGGCAUUUGAGAGUGAGUGACAGAUAGACAUUAAGGAGAUAUCAGCCCCAGAUCUGCUCCAGGAAACGCAAACAAUGAGGAGGCAAGAACAACUGUGAAUAUUGUUCCCACAGAGAUGGAAGUGGAUGAUGUUGCUAAGUCUGCUGUUCUUUGCAGGUUCUCUUCAGAGGAAACCAACACCCAGAAGAAAAAGAACAGAUGUGUUUCCUUUCCCAUCUCCAAAUGUUUUCUUAAGUGCCCAUCUCCAGGAUAAAACUCCAUGUGAGCUGCAGUCAGGAGCUCACUGUUUUUCUGCUGUUGAUGUCUGCCCUACAUCACCAACCUGGAUAUUUACAAAGUAUCCCCAGGCUGGUUAGAUGAAUGUCCAUGGUGAGGAACUCACAGUGAUGUGCAGACAAAGUGGGGGAAAGCCUGAAGGAAACCACAUGCUGCAGCUGUGAAGGGGAAGGACCUGCCUUCAGCCCUCCUCAACAGGAAGGGGCCAGUAAGGGAAGGGAAGCACCAGUUCCUCAGGCUGCUGCCUUUGGGCCCACACUGCAUUGAGGAAACAUCAGGCAUAUGUGAGUGGUGUUGGGGGAGGUGACCUUUCUGUGAGAAGUCACUGCUGAGUCUGGAGUCUGUCCAAGUCAAAUUAGUAGAGAGGUGAAUGCCAGCUGCUCUCACUUCCCUUUUCUGUGUGAAUACCGAUCUUUUGAGAAGCUGAUGGGAAAUGCUCAGCCCUAAGGACCCAAACACCCUGUGUGUGUUGUCUAUUCCUAAGCACGGUUGGCGCUUCUGGGAAGAGAUACCAUGAUCUUCACUUCCACAGCCAUGUUCUGUCUGGGACUGACUCUGGGACUCAAGUCUCCAGUGCUGGCAGGAGACCCCUACAGCAAACCUAGAUUGUCAGCCGUGGAGAGCCCUCUUGUGAAUGUAGGAGAGACUGUGACCCUUCAAUGUAUAUCAUGGCAGAGAUAUGAUGGAUUUAUUUUGACCAAGGAAGGAGAGCCCAAGUUCUCCAGAACCCUGGACUCACAGUAUAUUUUCACUGGGCAUUUGCAAGCCAUGUUUCCUGUGGGUCCUAUGACCCUUAGUGACAGGGGGACGUUCAGAUGUUAUGGCUACUACAAAAAAGAUCCACAGAAGUGGUCUAUGCCCAGUGACCCCCUGGAAAUACACAUAUCAGGAGCAUCUGAGAUGAUCAGCUCAUCAAAAGUCAAGAUAGAUGAGUAACAGGAGUUCUUCAUUAAGGGAUGGAUGCAGAGAAUCAAGUUUUCCUUUUCCAGUGAAGUCAGUGGCUGAGGGUGGAAAUCCACUCAUUUGGCAGUGACUUUGGUCUGGCCUGACCUGUUUGUGUACAAUCUCCAGCCUCACAACCCCAGAAUCAUACAGUGGACAACCUCAUCCGGAUGGCUAUGGUUGGCUUGGUCUUCCUAGUGUUUGGGAUUCUGCAAUUCAAGACUUGGUACAGCCACAGACAGAUCUGAUAUGUACCUGGGAGAUGAUCAGAAGAGACAGCAGCAUCCUUCUUGCUGGCAGAUUCUGAGAAAUAGGUCUGCGGAUUCAAAGGGUUUUUGUAAGAAAAUCUGGGGUUUAUGUUUGAAACUGUUUUCAGUAUUGUUCAGGGAGCAAUUGUUUUGGGUUGAAGGAGAGGUCUGGAUGUUGGGGUACAGAGCUUUUCCCUACCAGAUUAAGUUUCUCUUUACUGUGUUGUGAGCUUUUGUUGAGUGAUGCCUCCUCUCUUACUACAUGGCACAGGGAAAAUCAUGUCCUAAAGCCUAGUUUGGUUCUUAACCUCAACCAUCUUCUAAUUUCUCUAACUUUAAUAUAACAUUUUCCUUAAUUAUAUAUCAUCAUACUCCCUAUUCCACUGUGAGAUUCUGUCUUUUCUAAUGAUAACAAGGUGUUUGGCUCAAUAACAGUAACUAUGAGCAUAAAUCAGAUUCUAGAAAGAAAAAGGACUGAACAAAAAAAUCAAAUCCUGAAACUCUCUCUGGAUCAUCAAACCCUGCAGUUUUCACUACAUGGUCAUUGUGUGGUUUCUCCUAAAAUGUAAAGAUAGCCAUCAACACACUGGUGUUUGAAGGAGUUCUCCAGUGGGGUACUGUUGACAUGGCUUUGUAAAUAUCAUUUUCUAAACAUGUUCUGAUAUGUAACAUUUGCUGAUUGCUGUAUAUAAUAUAAUCUCUUCCUGGCCAACUUCAUAAAAGACUUGUAAAUUCAUGUGUGAAAAGUUUGGAAAUGAUCCGUGAUAUUGAUGUACUUUCAAUCAAAUUUAUCUGUCAAUUGCUGCCACAUUCAAAAGCAAUUAACAUGUAAAUAAAUCAACAUUUAAUGUC
This is a messenger RNA of Peromyscus californicus insignis, 2646 nucleotides long. RefSeq names its product leukocyte immunoglobulin-like receptor subfamily A member 6. The transcript is spliced from 4 exons. The coding region runs from base 1118 to 1540 and encodes 140 amino acids. Gene Ontology annotation, molecular function: inhibitory MHC class I receptor activity. Gene Ontology annotation, biological process: cytokine-mediated signaling pathway. The record is from RefSeq and is a predicted model, not a curated record. NCBI's taxonomy places the organism in Eukaryota, Metazoa, Chordata, Mammalia, Rodentia, Cricetidae.